CCUAUGUAUCAGUUCCACCAAAAUCCUGUGCUAGCAUGUUUACAUACGCAGUUUCUUCAACAGUUACACGCUGGUGGGUUCGUGUGCUGCGAUAAUCAAAGAAGCAGGAGAUGAUUACGGAAAAUGGAGGAGUCAUGUGUGCAGACACGAGCGUCCUUACAUGUGUAAACGACCACUGAACGCCAUCUGCCCUCCUGGAUGGGACGGCUUCAAUGGCAGCUGCUACUGGACGGUCAGCAACACCGGCCUGCUAACCACGUGGCACGAAGCUCAGGAUAAGUGCUCCAGCAUGGGAGCCGAGCUGCUGAGAAUAAACAGUCAGGAAGAGCAGUACUUCGUCAACGGAAAACUCCCAGACUUCCAUCAGGUAGACAUUCCGGACAUGUGGAUUGGAUUAUCAGAUAAGUAUGAGGAUGGAAAAUUUACCUGGGUGGACAGGAGCCCGAUUACCUUUUCCAACUUUGGUCCUGGAUGGCCCAGAAACACAGCAGGACUUUGGGACUGUGGACAGAUAUUCACAGGAAAUUAUGCCGGCAAAUGGGAAACAACAAACUGCUUCAAACUCCUGGGAUAUAUCUGUGAGAUGACCGGCGGACAGAACGUGAGGCCGACUCCGCCUCCCGAUUCCCACUGUAAUCCUGGAUAUUUGCUGUUUGGAAACUUUUGCUAUCAUUUUGAGACCGAGACGGUGAAAAAUUGGGACGACGCUGAAAAUCAGUGCAGACAACAGCAGGGUCACCUAGUCAGCAUCCACUCGCAGGAGGAGCUCAGCUUCCUGACCGCUCACAUGCCAGCAGAAGCCUGGGUGGGUUUAAACGACAAAGAAAAUGAAAACCAAUUUGUUUACAGCGAUGGAACUGCUUUUGAUUUUCAGCCGUGGGCGCCGAAUCAGCCAGACAACUGGCAGGGUAACGAGCACUGUGUGAGCCUCAGAGGGAUGAACCAUGUUGAACCAGGACUUCUCAAUGAUGACUUCUGCACCUCCACCAAAGAAUUCAUCUGCAAAAAACGUCUGACACAAUCAAAUAACACUAUCCUUACUGUAUUUUCCGGACUAAAAUUUGCACCAGUGUAUUAGUCUCAUUUGUCCAAAAAUACUUCAUAAAGAGAACAAAAAACACAAGUUGCUCCGGCCU
This is a messenger RNA of Thalassophryne amazonica, 1136 nucleotides long. Its product is annotated as C-type mannose receptor 2-like. The coding region runs from base 161 to 1078 and encodes 305 amino acids. Gene Ontology annotation, molecular function: signaling receptor activity. The transcript is spliced from 8 exons. Lineage: Eukaryota; Metazoa; Chordata; Actinopteri; Batrachoidiformes; Batrachoididae. The record is from RefSeq and is a predicted model, not a curated record.